Molecule: messenger RNA, 1398 nt
Organism: Erythranthe guttata (spotted monkey flower)
Lineage: Eukaryota; Viridiplantae; Streptophyta; Magnoliopsida; Lamiales; Phrymaceae
Source: RefSeq, a predicted model, not a curated record
UAUAUAUGCAUGCAUGCAUAAGCAAAAAAAUAUAAAGGUUGAAAGAGAGAGCUUUCAUGUUUCAAAAAACUCUCCAACAUCAAAGGAAAAAAAGAUGAAAGGAUGGGAUAAUUUUUCGUCGAGUAAAUUGGAAAUAAUCGAAGAUAUUGCCGUGAUUGUUGGAUUGGUUAUUGUGCAGUUUCUCUAUGCAGGGAAUUCAAUCUUGAUUAGCUAUCUCUUGAAGCUCGGCAUACACGAUUCCACUCUUAUCGUCUUCUCCACUUUCGCCACCUUCGUUGUUCUCUCUCCUCUCUCUAUCUUAUUCGAAAGGAAACAAUGGCCUACAAAGUUAACUUACAAGCUGUGUGUUCAGUUGCUUCCCACUUUCUUUUGGAGGAUUUGCAGGGUGACUGUAUUUCAGACAUUGUUCAUGAAGGGAGUUAAUCUCACUUCACCAGCAAUGGCAACAGCUAUGCCAAAUCUUGCACCUGGUCUCAUAUUUUUCAUUGCAUGGGCCUGCAGAUUAGAGAAAAUAGAGUUAGGAUGCAGAUACAGCAGAGCAAAGAUUGCAGGGACAUUACUAUGUGUAUUUGGAGCUGUUUUCAUGAGUCUGAUGCAAAGUACUCACGAGAAAACCGCAAAGGAGGCUAAAAUUGCGUUUUUAUCACCGCCAGCUGAAUAUACCGUUUUCGACAAGAAAACGAUCAUCGGUUGCUUAUAUCUCAUUGCAGCAGUUUUCGUCUUGUCCAGCCAAGUCGUUUUGCAGGCGAUAACGUUGCGCGAUUUCCCUGCAUCCAUAUCUUUGUGUGCACUAACAUCGUUCAUCGGUGUGGUGAUUACCGCAAUUGUUCAAGUUGUUGAAGAUCAAAAAUGGGAUUUUGGAUGGCCUAUUUUGAGUAUUCAAGAAAUGAUUGCCUACUCCAUUUUGGCAGGGAGUAUAAGUGGAAUAUGCAUAAGCUUCAAUGCAUGGGCAAUGAAGAAAAGAGGUCCAGUUAUGGUUUCCAUAUUCAAUCCCCUUGGAACUGUCAUUUCUUCUUUCUUCUCUGUUAUUACCUUAGGUGAAUCCAUUCGCGUCGGAAGCCUCGCGGGUAUGUGUCUGAUGUUCACCGGUCUGUAUUUCGUGCUUUGGGCUAAAACAAAGGAAGGUUUUCCGAUCGAUGAAAGCGCCAUUGAAGCUGAGUACGACGUUGAGAAGCCGCUUCUAGCUUGAUUUUUAGUUUCAUUUCGAGAAAAAAAAACGAUGAUUUAAUUCGGUGUUUUCUUUAGUGUGUUUGAGGAAAAUUAUAAGGUAGAAAGAAGUGGUAAUAUGGUGUGUAUUGUGAAAUUUCAUGUGAUUUAGUUUAGCACUGGUAAUUCAGUUUUGAGAUGUGGAACUCAAACAAAGUUAUUUCUAGCUUCUAAUUAUAGUGUUGAUAGAUA